AGCAGUAACUAUUCUUCUUCCCUUCCGCUAGCUGACAAGAACAACACAUCGAAAGGAGACGACGGAUCUUUGUGUUUACAAGUUUUUUAUGCUAAAUAAAUUUACGUUGAAGUACAACAACCUCUAAUAUUUGCGUAUGGCUGCUGUUACAUUGUCCCCAGGGCCAUCUGGGUCAGAUGGCAAACAACGUAAGAGGAAAAAUGGACAAGAAUCAGAUGAUGAGGACAGUCAAGGAGGAUCGUAUGGAAAUGGACCAGAAAGUGCUGAUAAAGAACGUUUUGCUAGGGAAAGCCAUUGUGAAAUUGAGCGCAGGCGGAGGAACAAGAUGACAGCUUACAUUAAUGAGCUCUGCGAUAUGGUCCCCACCUGCAGCACUCUGGCCAGAAAGCCAGAUAAGCUCACCAUUUUACGCAUGGCAGUUUCCCACAUGAAGACACUGCGAGGAACAGGGAACACCAACAGUGAUGGGUCAUACAGGCCAUCCUUCCUGACAGAUCAGGAAUUGAAACAUCUUAUCCUAGAGGCAGCUGAUGGGUUUUUAUUUGUUGUUCAGUGUGACACUGGACGUGUUGUCUAUGUGUCAGACUCUAUCACCCCUGUGCUGAAUCAAAGUCAGGCUGAUUUGUUUGGUACCACUUUGUAUGACCUGACUCACCCAGAUGAUGUUGAAAAAGUUAGAGAACAGCUGUCCACGAGCGAGUCUCAGAACACAGGCAGAAUACUCGACUUAAAAACUGGUACAGUCAAGAAAGAAGGACAUCAGUCCUCAAUCCGCUUGUGCAUGGGAUCCAGACGAGGUUUUAUAUGCAGACUGAGAAUGGGCAGUGUCCAGCCAGACCCAAUGACAGCGAAUCACACAGUGCGCAUGAGGCAGAGAAACAUUUUGGGACCGGCAUCUGAUGGCAACCACUACGCUGUGGUGCAUGUCACAGGCUACAUAAAGAAUUGGCCACCUUCGGCGGGCGUGCAAAUUGACCGUGAUUCUGACGAGCAUGGAGGCAGCCAUUGCUGCUUGGUGGCAAUUGGCCGUCUACAGGUGACCAACACCCCAAACUGUACUGACAUCAUGGGACCGACACCCCCGACAGAGUUUAUUUCCAGACACAGCAUGGAUGGAAAAUUUACUUUUGUUGAUCAGAGAGUGACACCUGUUCUUGGGCACCAGCCUCAAGAGUUACUUGGUAAAAUUGCCUUUGAUUUCUACCACCCGGAAGACCAAACACAUAUGAAAGAGACUUUUGAACAGGUGCUGAAGUUGAAGGGUCAAGUGAUGUCCAUUAUGUAUCGUUUCCGUGCCUCCAAUGGGGAUUGGGUGUGGUUACGCACCAGUAGCUUCAGUUUCCAGAAUCCGUACACUGAUGAAGUGGAAUACAUUGUCUGUACAAACACUUUGGUCAAAAGCUCACAGGGCCAAGUCACUCCCAUUCACAAUCAAGCUGAGCAGGCUUCUGAUGGUGGAAUGCCUUCUAUAUCGUCGUACCCCGGUGGCUCCCGAUCUUUGCAGGCUGAUCCUAUGGGACUGGGUGCAGCAGCAGGAGCCAGCAAGCCGGGCGAGUAUACUGCGGAGAUGUACCACAUGAGCCAGCGCCCAGCCAUGCAGUCCGAGGUCUACUCUGGCUACCAGUCGGGGGCUGGCAUCAAGUACCCGGUCCACGCUGCUGGCACGCCUCCCCAAGCCAUGAGCUCGCUGGGCAUGCGGCGAAGCCCUGCACAGAAUACAGCUGCUGGUGGCUGGACCCACCAGGGCACCUUCGCUCGGGCUGAUGGGGCUGCGGACUAUGGAGCUUCAGCAGCAGGACAUGGUCACUUCAAUGCCAUCAGCCCUGGAAAUAAUGCAUCUGGUGCCAUGUGGUCUCAGUGGCCGUCAGCGGAUGCUACCUCUCAGCAGCAACAACAACAACAACAACAGCAGCAGCAGCCCCACCCAACACAGCAGGAGGAGUUCAGCGACAUGUUUGGCAUGCUGAACCAGCCCUCCGCAGAAUUUGCAGAUCUCUCUGGAAUGUUCACAAACUUCACAGAGUGAUCAAGAUAUAAAUGUGGGGUGGUGAUGAUACUCGUUUCCUUGGAAAAUCGUAAUAGAAGAAAGGUAGCUGCGGCAACUUGGAACUUUGAUGAGCUUGCAGGCAAAAAUAUUUCUCUCUCACUGUAAAGGAGAAUAAAAAAGAAGUAGCGCCAUGUUACCGGUGUCAGGAGUUCUCAGGUGAUGAGAGGGAAAAGUGUUGCCUUCUGUGGUUUGGAGGACAGAUAUUCUCAGUUGACAGGAGAGUAUUGUUCGAAAAGGCCUUUUAAAUGCAGAUGACUAAUGCCUGAUCUGUUAUAGUCCAUGUACUUUGUUUUCUUGCUCUUAUUUGCUUGUUGAAAUUUAAGUACAUAUUCCUGUUUGCUUUAAAGCCUUUAAGUGAAAAAAUUGUGUUCUUGUUUACUUGAUGUGCUUUUAGCAUUUUUUGUACGCACAGCGCAAUUGCAAAUGAUUUAAUUAUUGUGUUUGUUCAUGAUCGUAUUGUGUCAACUAAUGAAACAAGUAUAUUUUUGAGAGCUCUUGUCUUUUUUUGAAGGUAUGACAUUUUCGAGGGUGCACUUACAGGACUUUUUUGUAUGGGGUUGUUCAAGUUCUUUCAGUGCAUCUGAAGUACUUUUCUCCUUCGAGAUUUGAUCAGCAAUAGAAUACAGAAUUGUCAAUGAUUUUGAAGUUAAUGAAUGGUCCUUUUUUGGUUAAUUUUGCACAAAUUUAUAUUACUGCAAUUUCUUUUUAGAUUUUACUCUUCUGAAAGGGAAAGUAUUUUUUACAAGCUUGCAUCCGACAGAUUUUGAAUAUAUGGGCAAUUUUCAGUUGUAGUCUCUAUUACUUGUUUUUGGUGGGCAGUUCUUGUCUUUUUAUUGAAAAACCAAAGAAUUGUGAUCUCCAUUUUUGAAAUGGCAAGUCAAAUGGGAUGUGAGAAUCAUUUGGGUCGGUCAUUACUUGGAUGAUGUUGAGACAUACUUCACACAUUAAAAUAAUAUGGCUGUGCGUACCUGUACAUACAGUGGAUGGCCGGUCUCUCAAUCACUUUUACCGCUCACAGAUGCUGAACUUGUGCAGUCCGGUCAUAUUGUAAGGGCUGCAUUUACAAGAAAUCGAACUUUGUUUCAAGGAUUGCAAAGUGAAAUUAUAUUUUGUAUUAUAAGAACAGAAAAUUUGCUUUCCUACUAUCUUGUCAUUCAGUUUGUAUUUUUCAAGUGGCAUUUGCAAUUAACUUGGGCAUAUUUUACACGAUAGACAGAUUUUCAGAAGUGUUGGACGUCAAAUUGUUGAUUAGUUGCUUGUUAGAAAACUGGGUACAAAGUAUUCCUUUCGUUCCCUUUCUCACUUGAAGUUAAAUAAAUUGCAGUGGUUAUUACAUACUCAUGUUCAACAUUGGUCUAGUCAGAAUAAUGUCUUUGCUAUCAGGAAUGGUAAUUCUUGUAGAUUUAAUUUUACUGUUUUUCUCCCUUUGUUUUUAAAGUCUUCUGAAAAAUGUUCACUUUGUGUUAGUGAUGGUCUACCAUUUUUAAUCAACAGAGUUCUAAUGAGUCAAUUUUUACCUGUAUAGAAACUGAUACAUGUUUUCUGAUCUGGUUAAUGUGGAACCAUUUACCCUUUGUUAAUGGAGUGGGCAACAUUUCACAGGGACUUGGGCUCAGCUGUAUAAAAAGUAUUCUUCUGAGAUUAGCCGCUUGAUGUAGAAUGUUAAUUAGGAAUUAUUUAUUUUUAGUUGCACACUUUUUUAAAGAUGUCUUGACCGUAGCUCACUAUGCACAGAAAUUUAGCUAAUGAGCUGUUAUAUCUAUGUUCAACGUGUUUAUAAUGCUAAAUAACAGUUUCCCUGCCGUGUACAUAGUGUAGUGUGUGGGUUUUAACAGCCUUGAGAGGCACUUUGUGCUCCCCGUGCUGUGACCACCUUGUGCCUUUAGCGUAUGAUGAGAAGAGAAGUAUCAGACAGCACAGCUCAGCAACAUGCACUCGUCACUUGACCAUCCACCCUUUCGAGGAUUACCUGUGUUGAGAGUUGUUCUACUGGUACUGAAUAAAUUCUGUUGCGAUACAUGGUUGUUUGAACUGUUUUAUGAAAUUACCUUUUCAGAAAACAGUCUUGUACUUGCAUUAAUGGUGCGGUCAUGUGAAGAUAGAUCUUUUAAGUGCAAGGGUAAAAUUAGAUUUAGAUGCUCUAAUCUCUGACAGUACUGCUAAGUAUUACAUAAUUCCCUCAACACGUUACAGUGAGAUCCUCUCUUUCUCGUUUCAUCUUUAAAUGGACACCCCAGUCUCAAGUGCGAAAGCUGCUGCUUGCCGCAGGUCAACCAGGCUUCCAUAGAGUUUUGGGUCUCCCUUCCUGGGGUUGAGCCAAUAUUUCCUUCUAAGUGCCUCGAGUAUUGGGCAGGCCUGUAGUAAAUGGUUUCCUAUUUGGCUGCUGGUUCCGCUUUGACACUGCUAGUGAAGUCAGUCAAUUUCAUGCAAGGUCUUCAGUGUGAGAUUAGCUUGUUUGAAUUUUAUGAUUUUAUAGUUACCUUUGUGGUACUGGUGAUAUAUAAGAAUAUAGAUAGACUUUUGAAAACUAGGAUGUUUAUUUCUUCACAGCUUUCCUUUAGUGUUUUAGUCUAAUGAAUCAAAACGUCACCGCUUGUUAUAAGUUUCAAAGCUGCUAAUUAAUUGAUUGCUUAACAGCUGCUACAACGACUUGUUCUUCCCAAAAUAGUUACGUAUUUACAAUGUGUAAACAGUAAAGGGAAAAUAAGGAAGCUCAGUUUGCAUGACCGUGAUGAGAUUGACAAACAUUUGGAAUUUUUUUCUUUUUGGAUACAAAUAGCUGACAGUUUUCUUUGUUAAUUUCUAGGUGUCAAGUAUUAAUGGUACUGAAUAAUUCCAUCAUGGUACAUAGUUUACUUGAACUGUGGUUUCUGUGUAUAAAAUUAGCUUUUCAAAGAACUUACAUCCUGUUAAUGGUACUGCCAUGUGAAGAUGUUUCUUUCAAGUGAUAGAGAAAAAUUAGAUUCAGGUGCUCUAAUCUUUGAUAGUAUAGCUAAAUUGUAUACUUUGGUUCGACCUCUUGUCGAAGUACCUGGGUUGGUCCGAAGUUGGUGCAGGUGGCAUGGUAAGUGAACGUUUGAACUUUUUGGUCCCUGGAUAAGUGGAAGUGAAUGCCUAACGGUUUUUGCAUAGACAAAGGGUUUCUGGUGUGUGGAAAUGAUUUGGCAUCUAACAGUGGAAGAAAUUUAGGGCUGUGAAGGCUAGCUACGCUGGUCAAAUUUUAUUUAUCCAUCUUUAAGAUUGAAGAGAGAUCUUAGAGGAUAAAGGAAAUUUCCAUUAAAAAUGGUUUAUGGCUGUCCUAUUGGCAAGGGAUGCUUUCCCAGUUGCAAAAUGGGCCAUUAACAGAAAACUCUUUUAAAACAUUUUACUUUGAGUUGGCAGGGAAAGUUGAAGACGUAGGAGGAAGAAGAAGACUCAAACUUGUGAUUACCCUCUCCUGUGGUGGCUGCUUAUCACAGCUUCUCUUUUGUAGGGUUCUCUCAAUCUUGUCCUGCAGUCCUAUCUUUUUAAAAAUCUUUUUUAGCAAGAAGUUGUUCUAUUUUCGUAGAUGGCCUGAUGGUUAUGAUGUUUGUAAUUGUUAAUAUUAUAUUUGUGCUCUACGAGCAGUAUGUUCUGUAUUUGAAUUGGUAACAUUUUGUUGGUUCUGUUAACUCUUAUGUGUCUUGUAUCAGUUCUUGUGACUGAUACUCAGCACUCUACUGUGUUGUGUGGUACAGAACAAGUUGCUGGUAAUUAGAGACAUGGUUUUUGUUGUACAGUUUUUUUAUCACGAUUGCUUAAUUUGCUGGAAAAUUCCUAUGAUUUGAUAAUUUCUUUCUCUUGGAGGAAAGGAACAGCGAAGACGAAUCUGUCUGGCUAUUCAGUUUCUACAAUAGCACCCACAAUUUGAAUGGGGACAGUGCAGAGAUUUGCUAUUUUGAACAGCCUGGGACAGUACUUAAAAUAUUACUUAAGGGAGUUGAUUUAUUUUUUUGAUACCUUGAAUACUUUUUUUUUGGUGUGGUGUUUUUUUGUGUUUUUUUAAAGUUAUUAUGAAUGUGGGAAAAACGAUUUUUUUUUGUUCCCUUCAAAACUUUGACUUUGUUAGCUGCCUGAAGGAAUAUGAGGAAAAUGAGCCUCAUUCUCAUCUUGUGACGAACAUCAAGAGGUCAAACACUGGAAAUUUCAGUUUUACUCUUCCUGCCAAAUGAUAAAUAGUAUAUUCUGGCAGUAGGUUUUCACACGAUCAAUUUGUUUCGAGGCGACUGCCACUCUGAGACAUUCCUGUAGGUUUUCUCCCUCUGUCACAGACGAGAGAGAUUCAGCUUUGUGGAUUAUCUUUAACUUGGUGCUAUGGCAGUGCUCUUGUUUUGUUUUGGUAAGAGUUUUACGGCGCUUGCAACUGUGUAAGGUCACACAAACGCUCUGAAAAUUAUCUCUGGCACAGAAGGUUCAUAGAGCUUUUGAUGUUGUGCCGAGCUCAUGGUAGGAUGUUGGUUUUUGUUUUCAACCUGAUAUGUUUACAAAAAUGCCUAGAUGAAUGGUCGGUAAAAGGUUUUUUUCUCUUCGGGUUUUUGUUGCAGGAACUGUACUGUAUGUCUCAAAUUGAGAAUAUUUAUAUCUGUUCUUGUUUUCUGCUCUCUGUAGUUAAUUAAAUUGUACUGAACAGCAUUUUUUUUCCAAUAUCAUUUACUUUGUACUGGACUAUGGUUGACUUUUUUGUAUAAAUCUUGUGUGCUCGUAAGUUGUCUGGUCAGUAUGUUUGUAUGUCUCAGCGUAUUAUUGUUUUCAUUAAAGUGCCAUUGUCGAAAGAAAAAA
Molecule: messenger RNA, 6844 nt
Organism: Aplysia californica (California sea hare)
Lineage: Eukaryota; Metazoa; Mollusca; Gastropoda; Aplysiida; Aplysiidae
Product: aryl hydrocarbon receptor nuclear translocator homolog
Exons: 16
Coding region: 137-2026 (629 amino acids)
Biological process (GO): regulation of transcription by RNA polymerase II
Cellular component (GO): transcription regulator complex; cytoplasm; nucleus
Molecular function (GO): RNA polymerase II cis-regulatory region sequence-specific DNA binding; protein dimerization activity; DNA-binding transcription factor activity, RNA polymerase II-specific
Source: RefSeq, a predicted model, not a curated record